Messenger RNA from Acanthopagrus latus (yellowfin seabream), 705 nucleotides. RefSeq names its product cysteine-rich venom protein. The transcript has 8 exons. Gene Ontology annotation, cellular component: extracellular region. The record is from RefSeq and is a predicted model, not a curated record. Bases 1 to 705 code for a protein of 234 amino acids. Lineage: Eukaryota; Metazoa; Chordata; Actinopteri; Spariformes; Sparidae.
AUGUUUGUACUCCUGAUUUCCGUCUUGACGCUGCAUCAUGUUCAUGCUGCAUGCAAUGUGUCAGCGCUAUGCCCAGGAACAAACAGAACGGUUCAGGAUGAGAUCGUCAACCUGCACAAUCAUUUCAGGAGAAACGUCAGUCCCACUGCUGCGAACAUGCUGAAAAUGAAUUAUAGUGAGGAUGUAGCGGUCAGUGCUCAGGCCUGGGCUGACAAAUGUGUUCUGGCCCAUGGUCCACCCGACACACGCGAACUCAAAGGAUAUGGAAUGGGUGAGAAUCUGUUCUAUUCAUCCGUACCAUUGCCAUGGACGGACGUCAUCACUGCCUGGCACAAUGAGGUGGCGCUAUUCAAGUAUCCCGAUGGAGACUGGAACAAGACGGGUCACUACACACAGGUGGUGUGGAGCACCUCCUACAGAGUCGGCUGUGGAAUGACACAUUGUGCUAGCGAGGGCAUCUAUUUCUAUGCCUGCCACUACUACAGAGCAGGAAACUUCCAGGGAUGGCCAGUUUAUAAAAAAGGAGACUCGUGUGCCUCCUGUCCCAACAAUUGUGAGGACAGACUCUGCACCAACCCCUGUCCUUACAUAAACCCCUACCUCAACUGUCCAACCUUGAAAAACAUAUUUGGAUGCAGCAGUAAGUGGGUGACUGAGUGUGUUGCUUCAUGCAAAUGCCUCACUGAAAUUAUUCCAAUAGGCUAA